Messenger RNA from Peronospora matthiolae, 417 nucleotides. The record is from the annotation of a GenBank genome assembly. Lineage: Eukaryota; Oomycota; Peronosporomycetes; Peronosporales; Peronosporaceae.
AUGCAGGGUCUUGCGGAUGGUCCCGUCAAGACUCACCUGUUCCGACUUGAACUAGAUUCACUAGAACAAGCCAUUUUCAUUGCGGAACAGGAAGACUUCAGUCUGAGACAGGCUCGCGCCAGCUCGACAUCGUAUCGUCAACCGAGACGAUAUGACAACGGAGGUCCAGAGCCGAUGAAACUCUGUUAUGUAGAGAGCGAGAAGGCUCGCUCUACAGACUACAAGAAGUUGCAGAAAUGCAACAGAUGUCAGAAGACAGGACACUACGCUUACGAGUGUAGUGCUCCUCGUCCAGUGUCUCGCAACACUGGGCGUAGUGACCGUCCACCCAUGAGAAAGAGGCAGGAACGAGGGUCCGCUGUUGGUGCAAAGACGCAACAACGGGAUGGACCGUCAAAAAACGGACAGGAUCAGUAG